Portunus trituberculatus (swimming crab) is the source of this 1640-nucleotide messenger RNA. Its product is annotated as nose resistant to fluoxetine protein 6-like. NCBI's taxonomy places the organism in Eukaryota, Metazoa, Arthropoda, Malacostraca, Decapoda, Portunidae. Bases 80 to 1582 code for a protein of 500 amino acids. The record is from RefSeq and is a predicted model, not a curated record. The transcript has 10 exons.
GAGAGGGGGGUGGAGGGAUGUUUUGAUUGAUAUCACGAGACAAUUAAUAAGUUUGAUCAUUGAGGCGUCAGUGCGCAGCAUGUUGAGCGGGUUGGUGGUGGUGGUGGUGGCGGUGUUUGUGGCGGGGACAGACGCCGAGUCUUUGUUACAUGAAGGCGGCGCCGACCAUGUGCGGCAGGUGGUGGGAGAUGUGGCCGCCAUGCACCUCCCCCUGGCCGUGUCUCCCUCCAGCCCCUGCGGAAGGGCCCUGGGGGAGAUGGCCACAGCCCUGUUGUCCAACUUUUCAUCCUCUACCAUGUGGGCCAAGUACAUGGUUGACUCGUGGGGCAAGACUUCGGACGGUUUGUACCUGAGCAAUCCUUUUUCCGGCUUCUAUGAUGAGUGUGUCACCGCCGCCUCACCUCACAACAAAAUCAGGGGCAAAUUCUGCAGGAUUAUCUUACUAGAAAUCACAGAGGAUGAAGAGGGCUGGAGCAGAGACGCAGGGACACCCACACCACCAGACACAGACCCAGCCGCUGAGUACCUUGACUUCCUCCGCCAACACGUUGGCAAGGCAGACCUGGCGCUGCUGGGGAGCCUGGCACGGGAGCCUCGGAUGGGUGCACUGCCUGCGGUGAUGCCUUAUGGGAAUAUGAUAUACGACACGUGUAUGCCGGAUGUGUGCACUAAGGAGGAGCUGCAGAACAGCCUCCUUGGAGUGUUGCCGCUGCAUGGAGUCUACCCGUCUGUGCUGUCAUGUGGUGUGUACGAUGAACGAGUGGAAUUCACUGAUGCGGAUGUUGGAUUCAUGGCUCUGGUGAGCUUCCUGCUUGGCCUGGUGGUCUGUGCUUCAGUGGUGGACGUCAUCUAUGUACACUACACCGACGACCAACACCUGGCCAAAGGUGUGCUUCGUUACCUGCUGGUGUUCUCCGCCUACACCAACCUGGCCAAGAUACUCCAGGUGAAUCCCAAGGCCACUCCAGGGAACAUCACCUGCCUGCAUGCGAUGAGAACACUCUCAAUGUUGUGGGUGAUUUGGUGUCACCAGCAGACUACACCUUUUUUCAAUAUGGGUAAUUUUGUACUAUUUAUAAAGAGCUUCCAGAACAUCCUGAGCCAGACAAUUAUGAACGGCUAUCCCAGUGUGGACACUUUCUUCUUUCUGAGUGGGCUGCUCGUCACCUACAGUUUGUUGAAGCAGGCCAAGAAGACCAACAUCUUCAAUCUGCCUCUCUUCUAUGUGCACAGAUACGUAAGGCUGGUGUUCCCCAUCGCUCUGACGGUGGGUCUGUUUGCCACUGUGAUGCGAUUCGUGGUGACUGGUCCCUUGAAGUUCAUAUGGGAUAAUAUAUUGUAUGUCUACUGUCAGGACUACUGGUGGAGGGACCUGAUCUUUGUCGACAACCUCUACUUUGGGGAUCGUGUGGUGAGUGUUGGUGGUGGUGGUGGUGGUGGUAGUAUAGGUGUUAUGACUAAUAGGUUCCUAGAAGCUCAAAUAUUUUCAUGUUUCAGUUCUAUUAAUUUACAGAUCACCAUGGAAAUUUUUAUUUAUAUUCACCUGAUGUUUUUUUUCAAUAUCAUUAUUUUUAGUAGUUGAUGCAGUCAUUGUGCAAGAAUGCAGACAAUAUCAAAGACUCAAAUUCAUAAACAGCUGU